AUGGGAUUACUUCUUAAAUACUCAGUGGAAAUUUUGCAAAGAAGACAAAUAUUCAAGGAAUAUCCAUUAAAACGAAAAAUCACUUUUGACAUAAAGGAGGAAAAUCAGAUUUCCAGUAAUAGAGUGAUGACAUCUGAAGACCAAGUCCAAGAAGGGUCAAAACUUCUGAAACUUAAAACAAAAAUGGCUGAUAAAGAAAAUAUCAGAAGACAUACAGAAAGCACUAAUACAACAAUGGAAAAGAAUUAUAUUCCCUUAAAAGCUUCUACUGAAUUAACCAAUUCUACUACAGCAAUUGAAACACAUUAUCUUGAGGCUGAUAAUCAAACUCUGCAGUUGUUACCAGUUAACAGUGAUUCCCAAAAUCAAAAUAUGACACUAAGCAAGGCAUUUCAUCUUAAAAAAAAUCAUAAAAAAAACCAGAUGAUUACAGAAAAACCAAAGCAAGAUGCUAAUGUGUUCAAGAAACCUAUGCUAGGAUAUUAUCAUGGCCAUAUUGUUCAGUCUAAGAUUAAUUCAUUCAGAAAACCUCUACAAGUCAAAGAUGAGAGUUUUGCAACAACAAACAAACUUUCAACUACUUUCUCUAAAGGCACAAAGCCUAACUCCGUAAACACUAGCAGUGUGACAAUAAGAAGUCAUAGAACCUCAAAGACAACUGCUACCACUAAAUUUGAGAACACUACAUCUCGGAACACACAACUUCUGAGGCCUCCCAUUAGAAAUCACCACAGUAACAUUCAGAACAAAGUCAAACAAGACAUUAGCAGAACCUCUGCUAACAGUGUUUCAGUCCAAAAAAAGCCUACUGAAAAAGAACUGUUACAGUCAGAAACAGUUCUAUGUAAUGUCAAAUCCAAUUCUCAGGACACAAAGAGUAAGGCCUUUCAAUCAAAAACAGUUCUGCCUAGGGUCAAAACCACUUCACAGGACAUAAAAAGAAGUAAGGCAUUUUCCCAAAACAUGGCAUCUAAAACUGUAGCCAGGCCUGUUUCAUUUACUAAUGCCAAACUGACAGAAAAGCCAACAACCAUUGAUCAGCGAAGACAUACAUUAGCAAAAGCCACUGUGGAUGGAUCAGCUCAGCCCAAAGAAACCGCAGAAGAGAACAGAUCUAUGUCAUGGAAUCACAUGGCAUCUGAAAAUGUAGCCAGGCCUGUUUCAAUUACUAAUACCAAACUAAAGGAAAAGUCACAAACCAUUGACCAACAAAGACAUACAUUAGCAAAAGCUGCUGUGGAUAGAUCAGCUCAGCCCAAAGAAACCGCAGAAGAGAGAAAAGCUCGCUUGAAUGAGUGGAGAGCUGGCAAAGGAAGAGUGCUGAAGAGGCCUCCUAAUUCAGUCGCUACCCAGCCUGAGCCCGAGAGACAAAAUGAAAAUCCAGUGGGAUCGUUCUGGACUACCAUGGCAGAAGAGGAUGAGCAAAGAUUAUUUACUGACAAAAUAAAUAAGACAUUUUCUGAAUGCCUGAACCUGAUUAAUAAGGGAUGCCCAAAAGAAGAAAUAAUAACCACACUGAAUGACCUGAUUAAAAAUAUUCCAGACGCUAAAAAACUUGUUAAAUAUUGGAUAUGUCUUAUACGUAUUGAAUCAAUCGCAAGUCCUAUUGAAAAUAUUAUUUCACUCUAUGAGAAGGCUGUCCUGGCAGGAGCUCAGCCUAUUGAAGAGAUGCGGCAGACAAUUGUGGAUAUUAUAACAAUGAAGAACCAAGAAAAAGAUAAUUGUGGACAAAAUACUGAAGAUGCAUGUAUAACCAACGAACAAAUUCAGGAAAUCAACACUGAAGAUACAGGUGUUAAUCUAGAGCCAGGAAAACCAGAAAUGGAGAAUAAACAUAAUAGAAAUGUGGUAUUUGAAGAUUGUGAACCACAGCAAGAUGACAAAGGAAAAGAUUCAACUGACAAUUUUAAAACCCCUGAUAAAGAAAAUAGAUCAAGUUGCGUAAUUAAAUAUAACAUAUCUACUACACCAUACUUGCAAAGUAUAAAAAAGAAGAUGCAACUUGAUGAAACAAAUUCUGCAUUUAAAGAGCUAAAGUUUCUAACACCAGUGAGACGUUCUCGACGUCUUCAAGAGAAGAAUUCUAAAUUGCCAGAUAUGUUAAAAGACCAUUACCCUUGUGUGUCUUCACUGGAGCAGUUGUCAGAGUUAGGAGGUGAAACUGAUGCUUUUGUAUGUCGCCCUAACAUAGCACUGUGCCCUAUGUAUUCUGAGACUGACACCUCAGAGGAGAAAUAAAGUUCCAGAAGGGAGGGAGGAUUUUUAGUAUUCUUGGGGUGUCUGUGAGGCUUCAUAUUUCCCUUGAACCUGGAGUUGGCCAAGUACCUAAGUAUUUGUAGAAGUAAGAUCCUGUACUGAUGUUCAUGUCCUAGGAGUUGUUCAUCUGUGUGUGGAAAGCUAAUCCUACCAGGUCAGUCUCAACAGACUGAGUUUUUAAGAUAAGUAAAUUUUACCAGUUUCUUUACCAUGUUCCUUAAAUAUCCAUAGAUUUGUUACGAUGUUACCUUGUUCACUUUAUUAACUUUAACUACAGUAAUGAUGCAUCAUCAGAAAAUGAGGUGUUCUGGAUAAAAUUUAUAUUACAUGGACAUGUUUCAAAAAAUUUUGAUACACUUCCCUGCCUUUAAACAAAAUACUGACAAUUCUUUCUUUGGCUUGACUAGUGUGAAAGUCAAAAUCUGGGGUUGAGAGCUAGGUAUGGUGGAGCACGCCUAUAAUCCUAGCACUCAGAAGGGUAAGGUAGGAAGAUUGUGAAUUCAAGGCCAGCCUGAGCUACUUAAAAGUGAGACCUUGUAUCUAUGAUGGUGUGUAUCUGUUGUCUUUGCCUCUGUCUCUUGAUUAUAACUGAGUUUGCAAAAAGGGAUUGUUACCUGGAUACCCCAUGUCUAACUGAGGUAUUUCUUUAAGUAUAAGAAAAAAAUGGAGCCAAAUUUAGUUGAUAUUCAAAACUUUGAGUUUUUUCCUUUUGUUUCUUUCUUUGCAGCUUGAUUGACUGUUAAAAUUUUAAGUUUCAUAGCUUCAUUUGAUAGUUUAUAAACUAAUAGAGUUUAAGAAGGAUCUAUAUAUUUAAUGUCAUUGUAGUUUAGCAUUUCUAAAAUAAGCAGUGUUUAUUCUGUAUAACAUAAAAGUGUCAUUGUUAAAUCAUGUCCACUUAGACAUACAGUAAAGUUUUCUCCCCACAAAUAAAUACCACCAGGAAAAUUGUUUUAUAAGGUUUGAACUAAUACUAACAUGGCAUAUCAACUCUACAGUUUCCAAUAAGUGAAUACUAAAAGGUCAGUUUGAGAACUGUAUGUAAAAUAUGAGUGUAAAUAACACAUACUUAGUCUUAUGUUCAUUCCAUUUGUAUUUUUAUUUUAUUUAUUCUCUUAUGUUCUAAGAGUAGGACUUUUAUUCUUAAUAUGUUAACUAAUCAGUAUUCAAUAAAAAUAUCUGUAUAAUGAUGUUCCA
Messenger RNA from Chinchilla lanigera (long-tailed chinchilla), 3450 nucleotides. It is a transcript of the gene Ckap2, whose product is annotated as cytoskeleton associated protein 2. The record is from RefSeq and is a predicted model, not a curated record. Gene Ontology annotation, cellular component: microtubule cytoskeleton. Gene Ontology annotation, biological process: negative regulation of microtubule depolymerization. NCBI's taxonomy places the organism in Eukaryota, Metazoa, Chordata, Mammalia, Rodentia, Chinchillidae.